AGCUAACUUCACGCUGACCAGCUAAUCGGCCAGUAAGCAUUUCUGGAGAUUUUCACAGAAUUUGCAACAUUUGCAAGUCAGUCAGAGGCAAAAGUCCACAGCUGGGUUGACAGCCGGGUUGCGCCACAUCACUUCAAACAUGACAAAGCACGAGUUUGAGGUGGAGAUGACCUGUGAGGGAUGCUCUGGAGCUGUUACCAGAAUCCUCAACAAGCUGGAAGAUGUGAAGUUUGAGAUCGACCUGCCGAAGAAACUGGUUUGGAUCGAGUCCGACAGAGAUGUGGAAGUUCUCAUGGAGACACUGAAGAAAUGUGGCAAGGAAGUCAAGUACAAUGGCACUAAAUGAAGGAGUCUGCUUCAUGAGAACAGGAAAUCAUUUCUACUGAUGCAAAGUAAAGGCUUAUCCUGGAAUUAAAACUCUACCUGUCAGGAAGAGUCUGAUGGAUCCUACUGACCCCCCUUAGGUGCCAAGCUGCCUACACGCACAAAAAUCCCCUUGGAUGCAGAUCUUCUCUCUGUUUUGUGAUUUACAAGGUCAAAACCGGCAAACAUCUUUGGAGAAUGACAACAAGCCCAAACAUCAUGAUGUUAGCACUGUGCUUGGCAUCCUCUCAUUGCGUUUGUCUUCCAUGUGAUGGAGGAAGAGGUGAUGAUGAUGUCGUUUCUCCUCCAACACAAUGGCCUGGCCUGGAUAAUCACUCAACAAGCCCUCUUCAGUUUCCCCUAUUCAGUACACCGACUGACGUACCUGUAUUUUGAGAAGAAAAAUUGAAAUCACAGCUUCUCUACGUCUUUAAAUUUCCUGAAGUGGCUGUAAUGUUUUAUGUUUUGUAUUGGACAAGGCAGGGCUGCACAAAGACAUCAUAUACGCUCUUGAAUAUGAACUCAAGAUGUAAAAUCAAAAACAUCAGAACAUGCAGCCCGAUACUUGAAGCAUUGUUACCAUUUUCAUGUAAUUAUAUUUGUAACCGUAAAACUUCCAAACAAGACACAAGCUAACUUCCUUUGACACAAUUGAAGUACAUUCCCUGGAUUGUAAAACACGCCAACUAUUGUCCACGUUAACUGAACCAUUACUCAGUGUUGUUGCAUUUGCUGGAUUUAACAUACUGAAAAGUCAUCCUUGUAUGAACGUGUCUGUAGAUCUGCAUCAAGAAGGAAACCCAGUCUGUCUCUCUCCCCUUCAGGGACCAUCUGCUGGACUUGAUGUUGUAAAGCUGCUUCCUUCCAUUGCCACAGUUAACACUACAAUAACCCGCUGACACCACAGGUCAAAUAUAUCACAUUUAUUGAUAUUUACUUACAGAUAUCUUUGUUUUCUCUCAACAACGUCAAGUCCGUGUUGUAAUUCACUCUGUCUUUGUGUUACUUUGUGGAAAAAAUAACCACCUGCCCUGAGCUUUUGUCUGUCUGUUGUGUGCAUACUGGGGAAAUAAAAUCCGUUCUG
Messenger RNA from Chelmon rostratus (copperband butterflyfish), 1447 nucleotides. RefSeq names its product antioxidant 1 copper chaperone (gene atox1). Gene Ontology annotation, cellular component: cytosol. The record is from RefSeq and is a predicted model, not a curated record. Gene Ontology annotation, molecular function: copper chaperone activity; metal ion binding. Lineage: Eukaryota; Metazoa; Chordata; Actinopteri; Chaetodontiformes; Chaetodontidae. The transcript is spliced from 4 exons. The coding region runs from base 140 to 346 and encodes 68 amino acids. Gene Ontology annotation, biological process: copper ion transport.